AUGUACGCUCUUCAUCUUGGAUAUGGAUAUUGCAUAUUGCAGUGUGCAUACUCUGCAGCAUUUACACUUUCAAGGUUCACCUUCGUUAAUGAUGAUGAUGAUGGUGGUGAUAAUGAGGAGAGGGAGAGGACGAGGAGUAAAAGGAGGAAAGGUGAUGAAGAUGAAGAUGAUGAUGAUGAUAACGAGGAGGAGAGGGAGAGGAGGAGGACCAGGAGUCAAAGGAGGGGAGGUGAUGAAGAUGAUGAUGAUGAUGAUAAUGAAGAUAGCGUUAACUGGAAGCCAAAGAGACGCUGCAAAGACCCUAAUGUAGAGCCCACAGUGCAUCGCGUGAGGUGCACUGACGGCAAUAACACCCAACGGGAGGACACUGAGGAGGAGGAGGAGGAGGAGGAAAGGAAGAAUUGUGAAUUGUAA
Messenger RNA from Macrobrachium nipponense, 414 nucleotides. RefSeq names its product sarcoplasmic reticulum histidine-rich calcium-binding protein-like. Lineage: Eukaryota; Metazoa; Arthropoda; Malacostraca; Decapoda; Palaemonidae. The record is from RefSeq and is a predicted model, not a curated record. Bases 1 to 414 code for a protein of 137 amino acids. The transcript has 3 exons.